CUCGGCAGUCACCUGUGCAUUAAGGUGGGGCUAGGCGACUUCCAGUGACUGUGACCUAAUACUGCUUAGUUAGCAACAGGUGAAUGACAGUUGUGCGUAUGCACCUGCACAGGGAACAUGUCUUCUGGCACACAGCCCUCCCGGAAAGCACGGAUCCUCUCAGCAGUGCUCUAUGGAGUCUGCUCGUUCCUCGUCGUGCUGGUUAACAAGUCUGUACUCACCACAUACAGAUUUCCAUCUUCAACAUUUCUUGGGAUUGGACAGAUGGUGAUUACUAUAAUAAUAUUAUUUGUUGGAAAGCUGUACAACAUAAUCACUUUCCCAGAUUUUAACAAACAGAUCCCCAAAAAGAUAUUUCCAUUGCCCCUGCUCUAUAUUGGUAAUCAUUUAACUGGACUAUCAAGUACCCAGCUGCUAAGUUUGCCGAUGUUUACAGUCCUCCGUAAAUUUUCGAUUCCAUUAACUCUCAUUUUUGAAAUGAUUAUUCUCAGGACACGAUAUUCAUGGUCGAUUGUGGCUAGUGUGAUUGCAAUCAUUCUUGGAGCACUGAUAGCAGCCAGUUUUGAUCUUUCUUUUAAUUUGGAAGCAUACAUCAUUGUGCUGCUGAAUGAUUUAUUUACAGCCUUAUAUGGGGUUUAUACGAAGGAGAAAAUUACAAAGGAACUAGGUAAAUACGGAGUCCUUUAUUACAAUGCAACUUUUAUGAUUAUUCCCACAUUCAUUUAUGCUUUAUGGACUGGUGACAUUGUGAAGGUUAUCCAUUUUAAAGAGUGGACAAAUAUUGCAUUUGCUUUUCAAUUCCUACUUUCCUGCAUGAUGGGGUUCUUACUUGUGUUUUCAAUUGUACAGUGCAGUUACUAUAACUCAGCUCUUGCAACAACAGUAAUUGGCGCCAUCAAGAAUGUAUGUAUCGGCUAUAUUGGAAUUUUUAUUGGAGGAGACUACACUUUUUCCUGGUUAAAUUUCUUAGGUUUAAAUAUUUGCAUGGCAGGUGGAGCAGCAUAUUCUUUUAUAUCUUUAUGGGGAAAUGCACAAGUUGUGGACCAUGUGAAGCCAAAGGACCCUGAAAAAUCAGAAACUGCUAAAUAUUUGGAAGAAAAGGAUACUAGCGUGGAGGACAGCGAGAAGUCAAAUCUAUUAAGUUGAUAUAAAGGAAAAACUAGCAUUCUAGAACACGGACCUUCCUUUUGUAUUUUUUAAUGAAGUAUUUAUAGUAGCUUUUAUUCAUAUUAUUAUCUUAAAUUAUUGUUGAGAUGAGAGAGAGGGUGUGUGUGUGUGAAGAUUUUUAGUUGCAUUAUCAAAUAUUAGAGAACUAAGCUAUUUAUUUGUAUAUUAGUUAUUAGGCUGGACAAUCUAUUACGUUUUUUGUCCUCACUCGCCAAUCCCAAACUUCUCUUCCACCCAUUUCCAACACACACGUGCAGCUAUAUGAAAAUACAAAAAGAAACAAAAAUGUUACUCGAAACCAGAUGAACUACUGGUGUUCUAUUAACUUGAGGACACAGGAACUGUCAAAUUAGUAAAAUCACAAUCCUAAAUACAUUGCUGAAUACAAAAUAAAAUACAAAAUAGUAAGUGCAAAGUUUAAAUGUGAUAAAAAUGUAUCUGAAGUUUAACCCUUUCAUGCCGGGACUAAAUUGUCUACAUAGGAACGUUGUUGAUUUCAAUGAUGGGAUCGGGUCAGGGUGGAGUCCCAUUUACAAAGCUGCUAUGGCUUCAGUACAGCCAAAUGGCAAAGAUGUUGCAUGCAGUCCUAACAGCGCUAAAGCCCAGCGCAGUUAGUACAGCGGGAAACGGUUAAAGGUUAAAGUAAAGUCAAAAGUAAACAAAUGUAAUAGAGCAUGCACUUUUAAACAACUUUCUAAUUUACUUCUGUUAUAAAUUUUGCUUAUUUCUCUUUGUAUUCUUUGUUAGAGAGUAAUCCUAGGUAAGCUCAGGAGAGUGCACGUGACUUUAGACUUCUGACAGCAGUGUUUGCAACAAUGUUUAUAGCAAUGUUAUACAUAGUUGCAAACUCUGCUGCCAUAGAGUGUCUGUAGCAUUAUAUAGCAGCAAUUUGUGUAUGUAUGACAUUUUUAUAAACUUUGUUGCAAACACUGCUGCCAGAUGGCUAAAGUCACAUGCAUGCUCCUGAGCUUGCAUAGGAUUACUCUUUAAUAAAGAAUACCAAGAGAAAUAAGUAAAAAAUAAUAACAAGUAAAUUGGAAAGUUGUUUAAAUUUGAAUGCUCUACCUGAAUACUGAACCUUUCAUUUUGUCUUUACUGUCCCUUUAAAUAAAUAUUAAAUACAAAACAUAGCAGAACUGUCAUGUAGUGCUGUAUUGCACUGGGCUUGAACAUCUCGUCUGAGUGGAGAGGUUUAUAUUAUCAGGACCUAAGGAUGAAUAAAGCUGACUUUAGUUUGAUAAAAAUGCAUAAAUUAAAUUUGUUUUGUAGAAACUUUAUUUAUUGAUUUAUAGCGGCAUUGUAUGAAACCCGGAAAAUGAUGUUUAUCUCCCUAUGCACGAACUGAACAGAAAAAAACAAUAUUAAACUUUACAUGUAUUUUCUCUACCCCUAUGCAAAUAAUAAUAAUAAUAAUAAUAAUAAUAAUAGUGUCAAAUACUUAGGCACAAACAAUUUGUAUUUUUAAUUUCUUUGUAUAAAUUGUAAAGUAAAAAAAGUUUUAAUAUGCAGUUAAUGCCACGUUUUAUCUUUUUUAAAAAAAAAUAAAAAUAUUGUGGAACUCUU
This is a messenger RNA of Bombina bombina (fire-bellied toad), 2730 nucleotides long. It is a transcript of the gene SLC35D2, whose product is annotated as solute carrier family 35 member D2. Lineage: Eukaryota; Metazoa; Chordata; Amphibia; Anura; Bombinatoridae. Gene Ontology annotation, molecular function: GDP-fucose transmembrane transporter activity; antiporter activity. The record is from RefSeq and is a predicted model, not a curated record. The transcript is spliced from 12 exons. The coding region runs from base 118 to 1146 and encodes 342 amino acids. Gene Ontology annotation, cellular component: Golgi apparatus.